AUGGCGGAUCUAACGAUUCUCAACGACAAAGUGAGCGUAGCUGUCGCGGAACAUGAUGGCUCCUGGCAGAAGCGACAGCAAAUGCUCAAUGCGAUUGAGGAACUACGGAUCGCAGCACUGGGACCUGCUGACUACGUCGCCGGUCUGAGAUAUCAGGCGUUGCAGAACAUGGGCAUCGCCAUGGUGCUCGAGAUGAAUCUUCUGACUCCUAUCGUCGACAGACAUGGAGCCCAGAUCACCGCAGAUGAGGUAGCAGAGGCCUCCGGAUCGGACAAGUCACUGACCGUACGCCUCCUUCGCCUGCUCUCGUCCCUCCAUCUCAUCACCGAGCUCAGCGCAGGGAUAUAUCGCUCCAACGCGAACACUGUCUACCUCAGCCACAAAUCCCGCACUGGCGCUCACAAGUUCCUGAACAUCCCGACCUUGAAUGUCAUGGCGAAUGCUGUGCCUUACAUGCGUGCUCACGGCGGUCGAUUUCCGCAGUUCCCGGACAAGGAGAAAGGAGAGAAGGGUCUCGCCGAGUGGACGCACGGUAUGAGUUUGUGGGAGCUGUUUCGCGCACAGCCCGAGGUCCUCAGGGACUUUAGCGACUACCUGGGUGGCAGGAGAGAGGAUAUGGUCGGAUAUUGGUUUGAUAUCUGGCCCACCAAGGAGAAGAUUGGUCGUGGAAUGAAUGCCAUGGCUCCUGAGAAUGACGGACAAGUCUUGGUGGUAGAUGUUGGUGGAAACGUCGGGUAUGAUCUGCAGGCUUUUCGGAAGCGCUUCCCGGAGUUCGUUGGAAGAGGUCGUCUGAAUUUGCAGGAUCUCCGGGAGAAUAUUGAGAAGGCAGAGAUACUGCUGGAGGGAACAGGUAUCGAGGCGAUGGAGUAUGACUUCUUCAAUGCCCAACCUAUCAAAGGCGCCAGCAUCUACUACUUCGGUGGCAUAUUCCACGACUGGUCCGACGCACAAGCUCUCUCCAUCCUGCGGAACGUUGCCGCAGCCAUGAGUCCCGUGUCACGUAUUAUCAUCGACGAGAUGCCCCUGCCGGAUGAGAAAGCGUCGUUGAGCCUGGUCCAGUACGACUUGCUGAUGAUGAUCAACGUCAACGGUAUCGAAAGGACCUUUGGUCAUUAUCGAGAGCUGUUGAGCCAGGCCGGGCUAGAGAUAGUGGAUGUUUGGCGCACGCAAUUGGAUACUGUGCUGGAAGUAAAGCUUGUUGCUUGA
This is a messenger RNA of Cyphellophora attinorum, 1206 nucleotides long. RefSeq names its product Demethylsterigmatocystin 6-O-methyltransferase. Lineage: Eukaryota; Fungi; Ascomycota; Eurotiomycetes; Chaetothyriales; Cyphellophoraceae. The transcript is spliced from 4 exons. The coding region runs from base 1 to 1206 and encodes 401 amino acids. Gene Ontology annotation, molecular function: O-methyltransferase activity. The record is from RefSeq and is a predicted model, not a curated record.